CCCACUCUCUCUCUCUCUCUCUCUCUCUCUCUCUCUCUCUCUCUCUCAGUGCGUGUUCAGGCUUGUAUUCAGGGCGGGGUCCACUGAUCUGCUCUAGCUCUCUGAAUGUAGUCAGAUUGCUGUCAGGUUUGUCAUCUCAGAAGCAGAUGGGAAUGAUCAGACACCGACUCUCUUGUGCACUGAGCUGUUCUGCGUGUUGAUCAUGUGUUUUCUGUGGUUUCACCCGUUCAGUGUGUUCCAGCGGCUCUUCUCCAGGCACUCCCCUGGUGUCACUCAUGGCGGGGAAGAGACGCUGGUGUUUUUUGAUCUGGAAACUACAGGCCUGAACACCUCUGAAUGUGAUAUAGUUCAGCUGUCAGCCAUCAGUGGAGAGAGGAUCUUUAAUGUCUACAUUUUACCUCGCUGCCCUAUAGACUACGGUGCCUCCAGAGUUACAGGCCUGACCAUACGCAGCAGGAAACUGCUUCUAGAUGGACAGCAAGUGCAAACGGUCCCAUUAAGAGAGGCUCUUAAUUUGUUCAUCUCCUUCCUUAAAACCUUCAGCAGACCAGUUCUGGUGGGCCACAACUGUAAACGGUUUGACUGUCCAAUUCUGCUGCGAAUCAUGACCGAGUUUAAUCUGCUGAAGGAGUUUCAGGAUGUGGUGUCAGCUUACCUGGAUACAUUGCUGCUCAGUAAGCAGAUGUUUAUGCUCCAGAAGUAUUCUCAGCCCUUCCUGGUCCAGCAUUUCCUCCAAAAAUCCUACAGAGCUCAUGACGCUACAGAGGAUGUGCGAGCUCUACAGGAGCUCUUUAGAGUCUGGAGGCCAAGCACAGACCUGGUAAAUGAGCACAAGUUUAUCUAAUAGCUCAAAUAAGUCAGGGGAGUUUGGGGUCAGUUAUAAAAGGGACCAGUUGUAUUACUCGCAAUUGCUUCAAUCAGGAAUACGCUUAUAGUGAUGACAAAAGUCAAAAUUUUGUUGCAUGAAAGUCAUUUUCUUCAUCUGGAGAACAUUUUGAAUGAUGGGUUCAUCUUCUAUGCAAAACAGGCUAGUUUUAAUCACUAUCUACAGUGGUGCUUGAAAGUUUGUGAACUCCUAGGAAUUUUCAAAUGAGAUGAAAAUAUCAUACUUUAAGGAAAAUUAUUCAAUAUGACAUGUAUGUGAACCUUUGCGUUCAGUAUCUGGUGUGACCCCCUUGCGCAGCAAUAACUGAAGCAAAACGUUUCCGGUAACUGUUGAUCAGUCCUGCACGUCGGCUUGGUGGAAAUUCUAAAGGGUUCACAAACUUUCAAGCACCACUGUAGUUUGAUGAUAACUAACAAUGCUGAGCUGGUUAGUUAACCAUAUGGACAGUUAUCAGAUUUCAAGAUAGUUUAAUUUUUAAAUAUAUUUAGCAAAACUCAAAAGAGAGUCCACGUAGCUGAGAAACGGUUACCUUACCGAAAAACUUCGUAGACCCGAGUCAUGACACACUCAGUUGUCUCCACCCCUUGGACUCUUGGCUCGACUUACACCCAAGUAGGAGACGUUGGAUCAGGUGUGCACCACCCCAUGGACCUUUUGUUCUGAAGUGUGGGAUACUUGCAUUUUUUAAAAAUUAUAAGAUUUACAAAAAUAUGAUAAAUAUUAAAUAAACUGACCCCACUCACCUAAGAUUUUAGUUUGAGAGCUAUUAAUAACACCUAAAGUCAUAUUUACAGCUGCAUGUAUUCUGCUGUAUGAUGGUUUUGAAAUUGUUUCCACCAACAAGUGGCACAUUUAUAUAAAAAUGUUAUAUAAAUAAGUGAGGAAAAUAUUUUACCACUAAAGAUAUUUUUAACAAAUCACUCAAUAAUGCAUUUGAAUUUUUUUAAUGUUCCAUUUAAUUUUUUUAAAACAGUCUUAAGGAACGGAUUCCUUUUACAAGAAUUUGAACGACAUUUUUGUAACAUGUAUAAAAGUUCUCUUCACCUUCCAGCAGCUGGGAAUAAAAUACUUGCUGAGUCAAAGCUCAAGUCUGUGGAGAAAUGA
Messenger RNA from Ictalurus furcatus (blue catfish), 1990 nucleotides. It is a transcript of the gene plex9.1, whose product is annotated as PML-like exon 9.1. Gene Ontology annotation, molecular function: nucleic acid binding; 3'-5'-DNA exonuclease activity. Lineage: Eukaryota; Metazoa; Chordata; Actinopteri; Siluriformes; Ictaluridae. The record is from RefSeq and is a predicted model, not a curated record. The transcript has 3 exons. Bases 203 to 844 code for a protein of 213 amino acids. Gene Ontology annotation, biological process: DNA catabolic process. Gene Ontology annotation, cellular component: cytoplasm.